AUGCGUUUCGCUGCCUCCGUUGCUCUCCUGGCCGGCCUUGCCGCUGCCCUCCCCCAGGCCGCUGAGACGGUCUACCAGACCGAGGAUGUCACCAUCACCUCGUGUGCUCCCACCGUCACCAACUGCCCGGCCCGCAAGCACAGCGCCACUGCUGCCCCGGCUGUUUCCUCUGUCGCCCCUGAGGGCAGCUCGGAGGCUCCCGCUCCCGCCAUCACCACCUCUGCCGCCGGCGGCUCUGCUCCCGCUACCAGCGGCGCUGCCCCCAGCGGUCCCGCCUCGGUGAGCCCCGUGGCCUCCGGUCCCGCUCCCUCCGCUCCCGCUCCCGUCAGCAGCGCUGCCGCCCAGCCCCCGUACCCCAGCUCUGCUGCUGCCCCCAGCAUCUCGGUCAUCACCAUCUCCACCUGCGUUCCCAGCGUGAGCUACUCGACCGUCACUCUGGCUCCCUCCAGCGCUGCUGGUGGCCCUGCCCCCAAGGCUCCUGGUGCCACCCCCGCCGUCCCUGCUGGCACUGGCUACCCCGGAAAGCCCUCCGGCUCUCCCACUCCUUCCGGCUCUGCCACCCCCUCUCCCCCGGCUUUCACCGGUGCCGCCAGCACCGUCGGCAACUCCUUCGUCUUCGGUGGUGUUGCCGCCCUGGCCGCCGUCCUCUUCGCGUAA
Molecule: messenger RNA, 657 nt
Organism: Paecilomyces variotii
Lineage: Eukaryota; Fungi; Ascomycota; Eurotiomycetes; Eurotiales; Thermoascaceae
Exons: 2
Coding region: 1-657 (218 amino acids)
Source: RefSeq, a predicted model, not a curated record